UCGGACUUUAGAGCCAUUCGAAGUGAUCCCAGCAUAGCGGCACAAACCCAGCCGGGAUGUCCUGAUAUCUGUCCUGCAAUUUACAGCCCUGUCUGUGUAGAAGCCUUGAUAAAUGGAAAAUUGGUUCGAUGCUUAUUCAGCAAUAGCUGCCAACUAGGUGUCAGCACCUGUCGUCAUGGAAUAAAUUGGUGCAAACAAAAUGAAGAAAAAUGUAAAAGAAGUUCUCCCACUUGCAGUCAAUACCGCUAAACUAAAUAUAAAUUUCGAAAGUACACAAAAAUAUGUUUUGUGGACCAAAUGAUGACGUUAAUUUACUAACUGAAUUGACGCCUUUCGCAGAAUAAAAUAUGUUUCGGGGUAUUUGUGACUCUACACUGAAA
Molecule: messenger RNA, 380 nt
Organism: Drosophila teissieri
Lineage: Eukaryota; Metazoa; Arthropoda; Insecta; Diptera; Drosophilidae
Product: greglin
Exons: 3
Molecular function (GO): protein binding
Source: RefSeq, a predicted model, not a curated record